CGCCUGCAAAGCGCAUUUCCUCUCGGUCUCCUGGUUUGCGACCGGGUCGCAUACGGCUUGAUUACUCCAUCGCGCUCUGCGCCGGCCAUGGCUUGUCUGCGUCGCGUGAUUUGAGAUUGCAGGAACCAUAGCUAUAUUGCGCACCUUGUAUAUCAGUGUUUCUUUGGACUUAACAGCAAUUCUGCCGACCUCCAUCCAUAUCAGUGGCGAUUCUAUCCAAAGUUUACAUCAUAUUAUUGUCUAAUAGUUUCUCAAUAUGGCGACAAAGCGGAAGGCAUCGGCUUUAAACGCCGCGGUUGACGAUGAACCGGUCGAUCCCUCGGAUGAGGUCGCGUUUUACUGCCUAGGUGGAGGAAAUGAAGUCGGUCGCUCAUGUCAUAUUAUUCAGUAUAAGGGGAAAACUGUCAUGCUCGAUGCCGGCAUGCACCCUGCGAAAGAAGGCUUCUCGGCUCUCCCGUUCUUCGACGAGUUCGACUUGAGUACGGUUGAUAUUCUCCUGAUCAGUCAUUUCCACGUCGACCACUCCUCCGCCCUCCCUUAUGUUCUCAGUAAGACCAACUUCAAAGGCCGUGUGUUCAUGACACAUGCGACGAAGGCCAUCUACAAGUGGUUGAUCCAGGACAAUGUACGAGUCAGCAACACGGCGUCGUCAUCCGAUCAGCGCACCACCCUGUAUACGGAACAUGACCAUCUCUCUACGCUCCCCCUUAUCGAAACGAUUGAUUUCAAUACCACCCACACUAUCAAUAGCAUCCGCAUCACGCCGUUCCCUGCUGGCCACGUCCUCGGUGCUGCUAUGUUUUUGGUUUCUAUAGCUGGCCUGAAUAUUCUUUUUACUGGCGACUAUUCUCGAGAGGAAGACCGACAUCUUAUCCCGGCCGAAGUGCCCAAGGGUAUUAAGAUCGAUGUGUUGAUCACGGAGUCGACUUUUGGUAUCUCGUCCAACCCGCCCCGUUUGGAGCGAGAGGCCGCCCUGAUGAAGUCAAUCACCGGUGUGUUGAACCGCGGCGGUCGAGUACUGAUGCCAGUGUUCGCCCUCGGUCGUGCACAAGAGCUGCUGCUCAUUCUGGAUGAAUACUGGGAGAAACACCCCGAGCUCCAGAAAAUGCCCAUUUACUAUAUUGGUAACACUGCGCGAAGAUGUAUGGUGGUUUAUCAGACGUAUAUCGGCGCGAUGAACGAUAACAUCAAGCGACUCUUCCGGCAACGUAUGGCGGAGGCUGAAGCUAGCGGGGAUAAGAGUGUCAGUGCAGGACCCUGGGACUUUAGGUUUGUCCGAAGUUUGCGAAGUCUCGAGCGCUUCGAUGAUGUCGGCGGGUGCGUUAUGCUAGCGUCCCCUGGUAUGCUGCAGACGGGAACCAGUCGAGAACUACUGGAACGGUGGGCUCCAAAUGAACGCAACGGCGUGGUCAUGACGGGUUACAGUGUCGAGGGAACGAUGGCAAAGCAGCUGUUGAAUGAGCCCGAACAGAUUCCCGCCGUUAUGUCACGAGCGGCGGCGGGCAUAGCGAGGCGAAACAUGACAGGUAACGAAGAAGAUCAAAAAGUGAUGAUCCCAAGACGAUGCACAGUGGACGAGGUCAGCUUUGCUGCUCAUGUGGACGGUGUCGAAAACCGCAACUUCAUCGAGGAAGUCGCCGCGCCUGUUGUGAUCCUGGUCCAUGGCGAAAAGCAUCAAAUGAUGCGACUGAAAUCCAAACUGCUUAGUCUUAACGCAGACAAGACAGUGAAGGUUAAGGUCUACACUCCAGCAAAUUGCGAUGAGGUCCGCAUUCCGUUCAAAAAGGACAAGAUUGCGAAGGUUGUGGGCAAACUGGCCCAAAUCGCGCCCCCGUCGGAAGAAGACGACAGUAGCCUGAUGGCCGGUGUUUUGGUUCAGAAUGGCUUUGACCUGUCCUUGAUGGCACCGGAUGACCUCCGCGAGUACGCCGGUCUCACGACCACGACCAUCACUUGCAAGCAGCACAUUACGCUUAGCUCCGCCAGCAUGGACCUGAUCAAGUGGGCACUAGAGGGUACAUUUGGUGCGAUUGAAGAGAUCGGCCAGAAAGCCAAUGCCAAGGAAGAGAACGUGGAUAGCAAGCUCGAGGAAGACGAGGAGAUGAAGAACGAACCUGCUGAUGAAGAGAUUCCGAUUGAAGCGAGCCAAACUUAUCUUGUCAUGGGCUGUGUUAUCAUUCGAUACAACCCCCGGACACGUGAAGUGGAGCUCGAGUGGGAGGGCAAUAUGAUGAACGACGGAGUCGCUGAUGCUGUUAUGGCGGUGCUCCUGACGGUCGAGAGCAGCCCUGCAUCCGUCAAGCAAUCGGCUAAGCAACACCACCAUCACCAUCACCAUGGCGAACUGGAACUCCCCAACCCUCACUCUCAAGUAGACGCCGAGGAGCGGUUCACGCGUCUUCUCAUGAUGCUCGAGGCGCAAUUCGGAUCCGACAUCUCUCCCAUCGAGCGUCCCCGUCUACCAGAGCAGCCCAGCAACGGCGCUGUCAAGAAUGAAACUUCUAUCAAACCCGACCCCGACUCUACCGAUCAAACACCCGAUAGCGAGGACGACACCAGCAACGUGAAAGCCGAACUGGCCGAGUUGGCUCGUCUCCAGGCCCUUGGCAUUCCGGUGCCGGGUAUUGAGAUCAAGGUCGAUAAGCACGUUGCACGGGUCUGGCUGGAGAAUCUGGAGGUCGAGUGUGCGAACGCGGUGAUGAGGGACAGAGUCCGCGUGGUGAUCGAGCGAGCCGUGGAAACGGUAGCAAACAUGUGGACCGAGGCGAUUCCGACAUCUGCUACGAAUGGCGAGGCGAAAGAGUUGGACCAGCAGGCACCCUCCAAGGGCGCUGAAAUUGAGGCCAAGGCAUAG
Molecule: messenger RNA, 2854 nt
Organism: Aspergillus steynii IBT 23096
Lineage: Eukaryota; Fungi; Ascomycota; Eurotiomycetes; Eurotiales; Aspergillaceae
Gene: ysh1
Product: cleavage polyadenylation factor subunit YSH1
Exons: 5
Coding region: 257-2854 (865 amino acids)
Biological process (GO): mRNA 3'-end processing by stem-loop binding and cleavage
Cellular component (GO): mRNA cleavage and polyadenylation specificity factor complex
Molecular function (GO): RNA binding; 5'-3' exonuclease activity; RNA endonuclease activity
Source: RefSeq, a predicted model, not a curated record